AUGACAAUCAAGAAGAAGCGAGUCACCAAGAGCCUGGCUCAUGGGCGACCGCCGACUUUGCAAAAACCAAAGUCGAUAUCGAGGCAAGCGACAAAAGCAUUGAUUAAUGCUCAUCAUGUCUUGGAAAAACGAAAGGCACAGGCUGUUUCCAAGGGUGACACGGUGCAGCAAAUCGCAAUCGACAAGGAAAUCGCGGCUCUGGGAGGUAUCGAAAAGUACCAGCAGGCAAGUCUGCAGGGUCAACGGAAUGAUCGAGGGGGUGACAGCUCACGGGUCCUAAUGGAAUGGCUCAAGCCAGUUCACCCUGCCCUGAAGGAGGCUUCUCAAGGCGCAGGACGUCCUCUUCGCAUGUUGGAAGUGGGCGCCCUGAGCACCACCAACGAGUGCUCCAAGAGUCGGUUCUUUUCCAUGCAAAGGAUCGACUUGAACAGCCAAGGGGAAGGGAUAAUGCAGCAAGAUUUCAUGGAGAGGCCUCUUCCGAAAGAUGAUUCGGAACGAUUUGACAUUAUCAGCUUGUCAUUGGUGUUAAACUUUGUCCCCGAUGCCCGGGUACGAGGUGACAUGCUUCUCAGGACAUUGGAGUUUCUGGUCCAGCCAGGCAAUGUCGAUACGGAACUACAGAAAUUCUUUCCCAGUCUUUUUCUUGUUCUUCCCGCUCCAUGUGUGACGAAUUCGCGUUACAUGGACGAGAGCAGACUCGAGGCCAUCAUGACCUCUAUUGGCUACAUCAAGACCGAGUACAAGCUUACUCAGAAAUUGGUCUAUUAUCUCUGGACAAGGACGAAUAAACCUGCUUCUCGAACCAAAUUUGCCAAAACACAGGUUCGGACUGGAGGUUCAAGGAAUAAUUUUGCCAUUUUACUCAAUGGAUCAUCGGGAUGA
This is a messenger RNA of Pestalotiopsis fici W106-1, 882 nucleotides long. RefSeq lists its product as uncharacterized. Gene Ontology annotation, molecular function: rRNA (adenine) methyltransferase activity. The coding region runs from base 1 to 882 and encodes 293 amino acids. Gene Ontology annotation, cellular component: nucleolus. NCBI's taxonomy places the organism in Eukaryota, Fungi, Ascomycota, Sordariomycetes, Amphisphaeriales, Sporocadaceae. The record is from RefSeq and is a predicted model, not a curated record. The transcript has a single exon.